This is a messenger RNA of Sporothrix brasiliensis 5110, 510 nucleotides long. RefSeq lists its product as uncharacterized. Bases 1 to 510 code for a protein of 169 amino acids. Lineage: Eukaryota; Fungi; Ascomycota; Sordariomycetes; Ophiostomatales; Ophiostomataceae. The transcript has a single exon. The record is from RefSeq and is a predicted model, not a curated record.
AUGCGCUUCGCCUUCUUCGCUGCCGCGGCCACCUUUGUCGGGUCGGCCCUGGCCUCGCCGCUCGCCGGCAACAGCACCAAGGCGUGCCUGUCCGCGCAGGAGGCCAAGGACGUUGUCGGCAUCUACCAGCAGCUCAUUGCCAACUACACCGACCCCGUCUGCGCAAAGUACUGCGCCGACAACUUUGUCGACAACUCGGACAGCAUCAACUCCUUUUUGCUGCAGCCGCUGGGCGAGCCCACGUUUGCGAACAAGACAAUUUUCAUGGACGCGCAGGCCCUGAACCCGCCGUUCCCGCUGGUCGUCGACUCGAUCGACGCCGUCGACUGCGACGUGAUUGCGCUGCGCUGGCACGCGACCUUUGGCGACGCCAUGAAGCCGAGCAAGGGCAUCACGAUUCUCAAGAACACCUACGAGAAGGGCUGGUGGCAGAUUAGCGAGAUUGACGUCGAGUUCAACUCGCUGACCUGGCUGCUGGACAUGGGCGGCAACUACACCUGGACGGGCUGA